This is a messenger RNA of Sus scrofa (pig), 5467 nucleotides long. The record is from RefSeq and is a predicted model, not a curated record. NCBI's taxonomy places the organism in Eukaryota, Metazoa, Chordata, Mammalia, Artiodactyla, Suidae.
UGGAGCUCUUAGUUGUCCACCGUCUUGUAGAACUGAUAAUGGAUUGUACCUGAAAGGUUUUGCUCAAGCAAACCAGUUUAACUAUGGAGUUGAUAAUGCUGAGUUGGGAAACAGUGUGCAAUUAGUAUCUUCUUUCCGAUCAGUUUCUUGUGAUGUAGAAAAAGAUUCAAGUCAUUCAACUCAAAUUACAUGUUAUACUAGAGCAAUGCCAGAAGAUUCCUACACUGUUAGGGUCAGUGUGGAUGGGGUUCCUAUUACAGAAAAUAAUACCUGCAAAGGUCACAUCAACAGCUGGGCCUGCAGCUUCAAUGCAAAAAGUUUCAGAACUCCAACAAUAAGGAGCAUUACACCUUUAUCUGGAACUCCAGGAACAUUAAUAACAAUCCAAGGCAGAAUCUUCACUGAUGUCUAUGGAAGUAAUAUUGCACUAAGCUCAAAUGGGAAAAAUGUUAGGAUCUUGAGAGUUUAUACUGGAGGAAUGCCCUGUGAACUUCUCAUACCACAGUCUGAUGAUUUGUAUGGACUAAAACUGGAUCACCCAAAUGGAGACAUGGGUUCUAUGGUUUGUAAGACGACUGGAACUUACAUUGGUCAUCACAAUGUCAGCUUCAUCUUGGAUAGUGAUUAUGGAAGGAGUUUCCCAGAAAAAAUGGCAUAUUUUGUUUCUUCUCUCAAUAAAAUUUCAAUGUUUCAAACAUAUGCAGAGGUCACUACGAUUUCACCUUCACGAGGGAGCAUUCAAGGCGGCACCAUGCUAACAAUAAGUGGACGGUUCUUUGAUCAGACAGAUUUCCCAGUCAGGGUUCUAAUUGGAGGUCAAGACUGUGAUGUUUUGAAUGUCACAGAAAAUAGCAUAUGUUGCAAGACACCCCCUAAACCUGAUAUUCUCAGAACUGUAUACCCAGGUGGGAGAGGCCUAAAGCUUGAGGUAUGGAAUAAUAGCCGGCCAUUACAUCUUGAAGAAAUACUUGAAUACAAUGAAAAAACUCCAGGGUACAUGGGUGCCAGUUGGGUAGAUUCAGCUUCCUAUGUUUGGCCAAUGGAACAAGACACAUUUGUUGCACGCUUCAGUGGAUUUUUGGUGGCUCCAGAUUCUGAUGUUUAUAGAUUCUACAUCAAAGGUGAUGACCGUUAUGCUAUUUAUUUCAGCCAGACUGGACUUCCAGAAGAUAAGGUAAGGAUUGCUUAUCAUUCUCCCAAUGCCAACAGUUAUUUUUCCAGCCCAACACAAAGAUCAGAUGACAUUCAUCUUCAAAAAGGAAAUGAAUAUUACAUUGAAAUCUUGCUGCAGGAGUACAGACUAAGUGCUUUUGUUGAUGUUGGACUGUAUCAGUAUAGAAGUGUCUAUACUGAACAACAAACGGAGGAUGCAGUAAAUGAAGAACAAGUGAUCAAGUCCCAGUCAACAACUGUCCAGGAAAUACAGGUUAUAACAUUGGAAGACUGGGAAACAACCAGUGCAACUAAUGAAGUCCAGAAGAUCAUGGUAACCAGUCCAUGUGUGGAAGCUAAUUCAUGUUCACGUUACCAAUAUAGAUUAGUUUAUAAUAUGGAAAAAACUGUCUGGCUACCUGGCGAUGCUUCUGACUUCAUACUGCAGUCAGCCUUAAAUGACCUCUGGUCUGUAAAACCGGAUGCAGUUCAAGUAGUAAGAACACAAAAUCCCCAAAGCUAUGUUUACAUGGUAACAUUUAUAUCAACUAGAGGAGACUUUGAUUUGCUCAGUUAUGAAGUAUUUGAAGGGAACAAUGUCACACUGGCUGUUACAGAGCAAACCAAAGGAAAACCCAGUUUGGACACAUUCACACUGAAUUGGGAUGGGAUCAUGUCCAGACCUCUUAUGCCACAGUCAUCAGAAGCUGAAUUUCAGGCAGCAGUGGAAGAAAUGGUUAGUGCCAAGUGUCCACCACAAAUUACAAAUUUCGAAGAAGGAUUUGUUGUGAAAUACUUCAGAGAUUAUGAAACUGAUUCUAACCUGGAACAUAUUAAUAGAGGGCAGAGGACAGCUGAAACUGAUGCUUACUGUGGUCGUUAUUCCCUGAAAAACCCAGCUGUUCUUUUUGAUUCAGCAGAUGUUAAACCAAACAGACUGCCAUAUGGAGACAUUUUAUUAUUUCCUUAUAAUCAGUUAUGUUUAGCAUACAAAGGAUUCCUGGCAAAAUCUAUUGGUCUAAAAUUUCAGUACCAAGACACAAACAAGAUUACUAGAAGCACUGAUAGACAAUUUACAUAUAACUUUGCAUAUGGAAACAACUGGACCUACACUUGUAUAGACCUUCUGGACCUCAUACAAACCAAAUACACUGGCACCAAUUUUUCUCUUCAGAGGAUUAAUUUGCAGAAGGCAUCAGAAUCACAGUCUUUCUAUGUGGAUAUUACAUACAUUGGACAGACAGCUACAGUUGCAGCAUUGGAUGAAAUGCCAAAGAGAAGACUUCCAGCACUAGCAAAUAAAGGAAUAUUUUUAAAGCACUUUCAGGUGAAUCGAACCAAAAUUAAUGGAUCAAGUAUGACCAACCAAUAUUCUGUCACCAUGACAUCAUAUGAUUGUGGUUAUAAUAUACCCAUGAUGGCUGUGAGCUUUGGGCAGAUAAUCCCAGAGUCGACAGAGAAUGAGUCUGUUUACAGAGGAAAUAAUUGGCCAGGGGAGUCAAAGAUUCGUAUUCAAAGAAUUCAAGCAGCAUCUCCACCUCUAAGUGGCAGCUUUGACAUUCAGGCUUACAGACAUAUUCUCAAAGGCAUCCCUGCUGCUGUGUCCGCUGCAGAAUUGCAGUUUGCUCUCCAGAGUCUAGAAGAAAUGGGACAAGUCUCAGUAACACGAGAGGGAACCUGUGCUGGAUACUCCUGGAACAUCAAGUGGAGAAGUGCAUGUGGGAAGCAGACUCUCCUGCAGAUCAAUGAUUCCAACAUUUUUGGAGAAAAGGCUAAUAUGACAGUUAAAAUGAUAAAGGAAGGUGGCUUAUUCAGACAGCGCAUCCUUGGAGACCUACUUCGUACACCCAGUGAGCAGCCACAGGUUGAGGUCUAUGUCAAUGGAAUUCCAGCUAAAUGUUCAGGUGACUGUGGAUUUACAUGGGAUUCCUCAGCUACUCCUCAAGUCUGGACCAUAAGUCCAUCCCAAGGGUCCUAUGAAGAAGGCACAGUUCUAACCAUAUCAGGUUCUGGAUUUUCUCCUAGUUCAGCUGUGUCAGUCUCAGUUGGACCAGUAGGUUGCUCUCUUCUUUCUGUGAAUGAAAAUGAGGUCAAGUGCCAGAUUCUUCAUGGAAGUGCUGGACAUUUCCCAGUUGCUGUAUCCAUAGCUGAUGUUGGACUAGCAUGGAAUGUAGAGGAGGAAUUCCGCUUCAUUUAUCAGAGUCAGAUCUCACACAUCUGGCCUGCUUCUGGAAGCCUAGCAGGUGGUACUGUUCUGACCAUAUCUGGAUUUGGCUUUAAUAAAAAUUCAAAGGUAUUAGUUGGAAAUGAAACCUGCAGCAUAAUUGAAGGGGAUUUGGAUAAGAUAACCUGCAGAACACCAAAAAGAUUUGAGGGUACAGUUGAUAUUUCAGUUAUUACCAAUGGAUUUCAAGCUAUGGCAAGGAAUGUUUAUAGUUAUAAUUGUUUACAGACUCCAGUUAUAACUGAUUUUAAUCCAAAAGUACGAACAAUACUGGGAGAAGUUAAAUUAACGAUUAAGGGUUAUAACUUUGGAAAUGAACUCACACAAAACAUGGAGGUAUAUGUUGGAGGAAAAUCCUAAGUCCUUCACUGGAACUUCACAGAUAUUAGAUGCAUUUUGCCCAAGUUGUCUCCUGGAAAACAUGAUAUCUGUGUCGAAGUCAGAAACUGGGGUUUUGCAUCAACAAGAGACAAGUUAAAUGCUUCUAUACAAUAUGUUUUGGAAGUGAGCAACAUGUUUCCACAGAGAGGCUCCUUAUAUGGUGGAACUGAAAUAACCAUAAUGGGUUUGGGAUUCAGCACGAUACCAGCUGAGAACACCGUGAUUUUAGGGUCCUUCCCUUGCAAUGUGAUAUCAUCAUCAGAAAAUGUCAUAAAAUGUAUUCUUCAUUCAACAGGGAAUGUGUUCAGGAUUACCAACAAUGGGGAAGACUCAGUACAUGGAUUAGGUUAUGCCUGGUCACCAUCAGUCUUAAAUGUAUCUGUGGGAGACACAGUGACAUGGCGUUGGCAAGCAGAUCCAUUUCUUAGGGGAAUAGGAUAUAGAGUUUUCUCUGUCUCUAGUCCUGGAAGUGUUAUUUAUGAUGGCAGAGGAUUUACAAACAGAAGAGAAAAAUCUGCAUCAGGUUCAUUUUCUUACCAAUUUACUUCACCUGGAAUCCAUUAUUAUAGCAGCGGGUAUGUUGAUGAGGCUCACUCCAUUUUUCCUCCAAGGAAAUGUACUGACUUGUUUUCAUAUUCAUUUUACUUUCAGGUUACAAUUGGUAGCUAUCCUUGUGUUGUAGAAGAAAGUAGUAGCCAUUCCAUUGUGUGUCAUAUUGACCCUCAAAACUCAAUGGAUGUUGGCAUCAGGGAACUUGUCACAGUAACUGUCUACAACCUGGGCACUGCUAUCAACACACUGUCCAGUGAAUUUGAUAGGCGAUUUGUACUUUUGCCCAGCAUUGACUUGGUAUUACCAAAUGCAGGGUCAACUACAGGAAUGACAAAAGUGACCAUAAAAGGCUCUGGAUUUGCCGUUUCUUCUGCUGGUGCGCAAGUCUUUAUGGGUCAUUUUCCAUGUAAAGUUCUGUCGGUGAAUUAUACAGCCAUUGAAUGUGAAACAUCUCCUGCUCCCCAACAGCUUGUGGAAAUAGAGCUUCUGAUCCAUGGAGUGCCUGCCCGGUGUCAGGGGAACUGCAGCUUUUCAUAUUUAGAAAGCAUCACUGCUUUUAUAACAAGAAUCACCCCAAACUCCAUCAAAGAAUCUGUAAAAGUUCUUAUUGAAGGAGAAGGUUUUGGCACUGUCUUAGAGGACAUUGCUAUUUUCAUUGGAAACCAACAGUUCAGAGCAAUUGAUGUUCAUGAAAAUAACAUCACUGUACUUGUGACUUCUCUUCCGGCUGGACCUCAUUCUCUUAGGGUUGUGGUGGGAACAAAAGGCUUGGCUCUGGGAAACCUUACUGUCAGCAGCCCCGCAGUAGCAUCUGUCACACCAACUUCUGGAAGCAUUGGUGGUGGAACCACUUUGAUGAUCACAGGAAAUGGCUUCUAUCCAGGCAAUACCACAGUCACUGUUGGGGACAAACCUUGUCAAAUCAUUUCAGUCAGUUCCAGUGAAGUCUACUGCCUCACCCCAGCAGGGACAGCUGGAAAGGUCAGCGUGAAGAUCUCUGUUAACACCGUUGCUUAUCCACCUCUGUCAUUUACAUAUGCCUUGGAAGAUACUCCACUUCUCAGAGGAAUUGUCCCAAGUACAGGUACUCCAAUACCUGCCUUUUUGUUGUCUUAUAUCAUAUUAUCAGUAACACCUAUUAGCAUAGAAUUGGAGUAA